Molecule: messenger RNA, 2397 nt
Organism: Symbiodinium sp. CCMP2592
Lineage: Eukaryota; Dinophyceae; Suessiales; Symbiodiniaceae
Source: the annotation of a GenBank genome assembly
AUGAAGAUGAAGUCGAAAGCGACAUGUGGCAAAGAGUGCACGGAUCUUUGGGUUGAAGUUGGAUGGAAGGUCUUGCUCCUGGGCGCCGGCCACGUCGCUUCUCCCUUUGUCGAAAGGCUCUUGCGACGCCCAAACGUGGCGCUGGUGGUGGCCAGCUACCUCAAGAGCGACUUCGACCCACUGAAUCAGAUCCCAGGUGCAUCGACGCGAUUGCAGCCCGAGGUGCUUGAUGUGGCAGCCGCCAACGCAGGUGAUGCCGCGGCUCAAUCCAAGCUGGAUGCCCUUGUUGCAGGGUCCGACUUGGUGGUGUCGCUGCUGCCGGCGACGCUGCAUGUUGGCGUGGCACGGCUGGCCAUCCGCCACGGCGUGUCCAUGGUGACGGCCUCCUAUGUGAGCCCCGAGAUGAAGGCCUUGAACGACGAAGCCGAACAAGCGGGCGUGCUUAUCUUGAACGAGGUGGGUCUCGACCCGGGCAUUGACCAUCUCAGCGCCAUGAGCAUGGUCGACACGGCUCGCAGCGUUGGGAGUGAGAUCAUGCGUUUCGCAUCCCUCUGCGGCGGCCUCCCUGCUCCCGAGGUCGCUGGAACCAACCCCAUCGGCUACAAGUUCAGCUGGUCUCCACGAGGCGUGCUCGUUGCAUCCCAGAACGCUGCACGUUGGAAGGAAGAUGGGAAGCUGCAAGAGGUGGCCGGGGUCGAUCUUUUGGCACAGGCCAAGCCCAUCAUCAUCAACAAUUCUUUCGCUCUGGAUGUCUUGCCGAACCGGGACUCAACACUCUUUGCCGAGCUAUACGGUCUCGAAGACAUUCCGACCUUCUUCAGGGGGACGCUGAGGUUCCGCGGCUUCUGCGAGCGGAUGUUAGUCUUGUCCAGGCUGGGUCUACUUAGCCUGGGCCCCGUGGCUGGACUGAAGGGCUUCCAAGGCACGCGAAGGCGAUGGCUGGCUGAGGUUCUGUCAGAGGUCGGGGCUGGGGCUGGGAAGGAAGAUCCAUCUCAGCUGUAUCAUUCCGUUCGGAAGCAGCUGCAGCGGGCCGGUCUCCAUGAUGAGACAGGUUUAGAGUUCCUCUCCUGGCUGGGCCUGUUGCAAGACAUGCCCUUGCCGCAAGCUGCAGCAGACUGCCCCCUGGACGUGGUUGCUCAGCUCCUGCAGCGGCCAGAAACGGCCUACCAGUGCGGUGAGCGGGACAUGGCCAUCAUGCGCCACGAGUUGGACGUUCGUCGAUCCGAUGGGGCCCAGGAGCGCCUGGUGUCCACGUUGAUACAGUAUGGAGAGCCGAAUGGCCACACCGCAAUGGCAAAGACUGUGGGCCUCACCACUGCGAUCAGUGCAGAGCUCGUCCUGGAUCGGCCGAAGGCGGCACACAGCCGACUGAGGGAGGUUUUGCUCGCCCUGGACUUGAUCGUAAUGGCUUGGGGGGCCGAGGCGUGGUAUGACAACGGUGAUGGCUUCUAUGGCAGGGACGGCAUGGUGGGGAGGCUCAAGAGCUGGUACCCUAGAAGCGUCCACGUCACCGUGGACGUCCGCGCGCCCUCGCUUUGGCCGAGGGACGAGGCCCGAGACGGCGAUACGCCCACGCAGAUCCUCGACACGGAGAAUGGGCGACGGACGCUGCGUUACUGCCUUGCGCAGCUCAUCAGCAUGGUGCUGCCUGAGUCCUGCAGGCAGGUUUCUGUGCUCUUCCAGGUCAUCUGUUCCGCUGGGAGGCACAGGUCCGCGUCCAUCGCCCUCGCCCUCGCGUGCAUGUUCGAUCUGCGGCUUUAUCUGCCUAGCCGGGAGGCUUUCAAGGACGUUUGCAGCGGCUUCUUCUGGUACUUUCCAGUCAAGAGGAGCGUCACCACAGCAGCUCCAUGGGUCGUGGAAACCCUGACGGAGCUGAAGGUGGACUCCAAGACGUGGAGCGUCGUGGCAUCCCUCAUCGCCCUCGGCCCCGAUGGCUUGAGCAAAUUGGGGGAAAUAAAUACGAUCGCUCUGCAGCAAGCUCGACUGUAUCAGUCGUGGGCCUGGGCGUCGCAAAAGCAGAAGGAUUCUGCGUGGAGGAAUCCUUCUGCAAUCCUGACGUGGCACUGCCGGACCGCGAUGAACGAGAUCGGCAACGAGCGCGACUCGGAACCCGAAUGUCCAGGAGACAGCCACACACGGCCUCGCCCUCGUCCCGGCGGCGCUCCCGCUCCCGCUCCCGGUCCCGCCGCCCGCGACCGCGAUCCACAGCCCAUGCCAUCUCCUCAGCCUCCGAGUCCUCGUGAUGCCACUGCGGCCUCGUCGACGAUGUCAAUGUCGAUGAUGUCGUAUUCUCUGGUGCUCGUGGACGAUGACGACCUUGAUCCGCCAUCGUACUACGAGCCACCUGGCGGAGACGACGAUGAUGAGGAUUUCGAGGUGGUUAAGCCACCGGCAUGA